Messenger RNA from Dunckerocampus dactyliophorus (ringed pipefish), 4428 nucleotides. It is a transcript of the gene gas2l3, whose product is annotated as growth arrest-specific 2 like 3. The record is from RefSeq and is a predicted model, not a curated record. Lineage: Eukaryota; Metazoa; Chordata; Actinopteri; Syngnathiformes; Syngnathidae. Gene Ontology annotation, molecular function: microtubule binding; cytoskeletal adaptor activity; actin filament binding. Gene Ontology annotation, biological process: actin crosslink formation. Bases 1548 to 3605 code for a protein of 685 amino acids. The transcript is spliced from 9 exons. Gene Ontology annotation, cellular component: actin filament.
UGAAUUAAUGAUAUGAAAAUACUGUACUAUGCCGUCGAUUUAGGGACUGCGUUGUGGUCAGACAAUAUGGUCAACGUUAUAAAACAUUUGGAUGCAGCGUUUGGUGCACAAUGAGGUGUUAUACUUCGGGAAUCACAGCAGGUUGAAGAGCAAGUUCCACGAUUUUUGUGUUCAUUUCAUUGUCUUUGUCACACUUUUUUACGCCACAAAAUGACAGCACGCGAACAGGCUGAAAUUGACAUCAGAUCAUGUUUGUACACAAGAGGCACGAACAAAGUAUUCCAUCGUGUAGCACACGGCACAUACAGCUAGCCACUGCACAUUUGCUAGGGCCCUACCUCUCCCCACUGGAACAAAGAGACUGAAUGACUGACAGGAGGGUGCACUCACUCCAUUCAUUCCGCUAUAGUACCAACAUGCCCGGGUGUUGAGAUAGAUGCACAGAGUGAAACCACUUGUCAUUCAGCCUGUUUGGCAGAGAGAGAGGAGGAAAACAAACACGCAUGCACAUGAAAAAAUAUCGAGACCACCAAAAUUAUCAACUUUUUUUUCAUCAUGCGAUUUAAUUGAUUUUGUGAUUAUCGUGACAGGCCUAAGUAUUUGUUGUUUAAACAUAUUGCUGAAGAUGAACCGAAGAUUCACUUACAAGCUAGCAAUGACACAGCGGACAUGGCAGGACGGCACGAAGGAAUGGUCUACAGCCAAUCAGGACGCAGAAAACAACAAGCGGUCCAGACAGAUGAGAGAGGGAAGAGAGACACUCAACUUUCCACAAUGCAAUUCUUCUUAAAGGGCCAGGCUCGGCCUGUAACAGCGUUCAUAAGCGAAUCCGUGAAAGGUGAACCGCGAGGGAACACUGGAAACAACUACUUUCCGUUUCGGAACUUUAAAUACACUUGUUGUAAUUAUAGUAUUUAUGGUAUGCACUCUAUAUGGCAAAACGGUUCUGUUUUGAGCUGGAAAUGUUGAACACACCCUGGCCUAAACUGUCUGCCAAGAGCCUGUUUGGGAGUUUAGGUGGCGGGUGUUGGACACCGGUCUGUUGUCUGAAAAGCAUAUAGAGGUAGCCCCACCGUAACACUUCUUGUUUCCAACUUUAUUCCGUCCUAUGAUAGCCUGCUUAAGGAGUUUCUGGUUUAGAUGGUUAGGUGUGUGUGUGUGUGUGUGUGUGUGUGUGUGCAUGCACACGCACAGGGCAAAGGAAACAAUGGAGGCUUUGUGAGAGUCCCGUCGUGACAGGAUUGUUGGGGGGGAGGUUGAAGGGGUAGUCUGAGCUUAGCCAAGCAGAGCCACUUCAUUAGUUAGGACCCUCCUUUUGCGCCUCCUCCUGCUCCCAUCCAUCCUCGCUCUCCACCCAACCCUCAUCCUAAAGCUGCCUCUCCAGCUAACUUGUGUGUCGCCACUCUGGGCGGACAGCGCCAGCGCACAGGCUUAGCGUGGAGGAAAACGUGCUCGUCACACUGAGGUGUUGCUGUGUGUUUCUAUCACGUGGUGCUUUACAGCUUUGGCACUGAGAAUGAAGAAGUGAAUCAUCUGUGAUCACAGUCAUGGCUGUCCAGACUGGCAUCCAGGUAUGGUUUGGAGAGAAGUUUGACGCCCCCUUGCUUAGCCCACGGAGUCCUCGCUGCCCGUUGGCACAACGGCACGGCCCGGGCCUCGCUGACGUCUUCCAAUACGACCAGUGGCUGGCGGUGCGACAUGAAGCCACCCUGGUGCCCAUGCAGGAGGACCUCGCCAUAUGGCUCACGGGCAUGCUUGAAGAGGAGGUAAGAGCCGAGUUCUUCAUGGAAGAGCUUAACAACGGCGUGAAGCUCUGCCAUCUUAUCGGCGUCCUGCAGACUAAAAUCGCCCAGAGCUGCCCCUCUGCACUCAGCAAGCUGUUUCCCAUGAGGAAGGUCGCCUGUAAACGCGAUGCUUCUCCGGGUUCAUUCUUUGCUCGAGACAACACAGCCAACUUCCUGGCCUGGUGUCGGCACAUCGGCGUGGAGGAGACGUACCUCUUUGAGUCUGAGGGUCUCGUGCUGCAUAAGGAGCCGCGGCAGGUGUGUCUCUGUCUGUUGGAAAUCGGACGCAUCGUCUCCAAGUACGGCGUGGAGCCUCCUGUGCUGGUCAAGCUGGAGAAGGAGAUUGAGCUGGAAGAGACCUUGCUGCUGACCGAGGAGCCUCCCCCAGCAGUUAAGACCUUCAGUGUGUGCUGCCAACAUGGCGGCCUCUACCAGUCUGGGGAGCAUGGUGCGGAGGAGCCGCCUUGCAACUGCUCCAACAGGGUCUCCAUUGAGUACCUGUCUGAGGGUCGCUACCGACUCGGGGACAAGACCAUCUUUAUUCGAAUGCUGCACGGCAAACAUGUGAUGGUGCGUGUCGGCGGCGGCUGGGACACGCUGCGUGGUUUCCUCACCAAAUAUGACCCGCUGCGCGUGCUGCAGUUCACCACCCUGGAGCAGAAGAUCCUGGCCUUCCAGAAAGGUCCGCCCGGCUUGGGGGGUCACCACAGCAACACGGUCCCACCCCCUGACAUGGACCCCCUCGCGGCUGUCAACGACCUCAUCUCCUCAUCUGAUUCCUCCUCCGCUUCAUCAUCGUCUUCCUCGUCCAGCACGGUCUGCAAGCCGACCGUCCUGGGUCAGACGUGUCGUUCCUACACAGCCUCUCCUGCCUGUACGCCCACGUUACCCAGGAAGGCGCCAAAGAAGAAUCUCCAGAUGACACCGCCCGCCCCCAGGAAGCCCACUCAGCUGCCCCUGCCUGUCGCCACCAAAGGCUCCUCCUCUUUGCCAGCCACACCUAUGGGCAGCUCUAAGCAGCCUCCCAGUUCAGGUGUGCAAGUCCAACGUAGAGCUGUGACACCAUCCUCAACACCGGACCUGUCCCCUGUGUCCAAACUGAGGGUUAAACCGUCCCCUCGGACCGCCGCCUCCCAGCCCAGGAGUCCAGUUUGCCCCGAGCCAUCUUCUAAAUGUCCCAAACCAUCCAGUCCCUGCACAUCGCCCACUGCUCCAACUGUGCCUCGCCCCACCAUCGCCCCCACCCCGAAAGAUGCCCGACCCCCAGCGGGUGCCGGCCAGCGCUCUCGCCUGGCACAACGCCGUCCCGGAUCCCCUGCCUCACGCCUCCGUCUAGAGGCGGCGAGGCGGGUGCGAGCAGCGGCACGUGCCGCAGCGUCCCCAGCUUCCAGGGCGGCGACGCCAACUCCUCAAGUUCGCCCAGCCAACCCACCCUCCCCUGUGACGCCAAAAUAUGCAUCUUCCCUGCCCGUUAAGGACACCGCAGCCAAAGGCAAGGGGCUAGCCCCGAUUAAGGCUGGCGCCCCCCUUCCACGUGGCACCGUUAUCCCUGGGCGGGUCCCUGGGGGCAACGCAGGCCCCUCCCCCCACAGCAAUCAGAAAGCCGCCACCACAACACAGAAAGUGUUGCAGAAACCCUCAGCUCCCACCAACCACGUCAAACCUGAGCUCACUCAGACGCAGGCGGUUGCCGCCCACAAGACCGCCACUGAUGUCAAAACGAAAGCCGAGUCCACCACCAGCAGGAAGAUCCCUCAGUAUCGAGGCAAACGUGAGGACCCUUAUUUUGAAAUGAACAUCAGGGGAAGGCAGAAGACGUGAUUGGGGCGGGCAAAAAUCCAAUCCAGCACUCGUUUGAGCACUUUUUCAACACCAUUAAUGCUCAUCAAACCUUCUCUACUGCAGUUUUUCGGGGUGGAUUUUAUGGAAUAUUUAACAGUCUUGUAUUUUUUUAAUCCAAAAGGGUCAAGGCUUUGUAUGUUUGUUUGUUUGUUUUUUUGUCUUUGUGAUGCAUUCAUGAAUAGUUCCUCUAACUACCUGCUUAUCAUUAAAUCUCACACAAUGUUUACAAUAUUACGCAUACAGCAGUGACGUCAAGUACCAAACGCUGACCUCAUCGGGGAUAAAAAAAAAAAAAGGUUACCAAAGUUAUUUUAAAGCAGUUAUUGACAUGGUAUCAUGGCGCCAUCAUGAACAAGUCCUCUGUCACGUGCCUUCAUCCGAAAUCAGAGUGAAUGGCAUUUAGAAUGUAUUAGAUUAUGGGAAAAUGCUUUUUUUUUUUUUUUAAACAAAAAACAUACCGUAAUGAAACUUGCACAAGAGGAAACAACUACUGAUUUUACGUACAUCACGUUUAGUGCACAACCUAAGCAGUAUAGAUUUGUUUUAUAUGCUGACUACUUCUGUGUGUGUAUGUGUGUUGAAAUUCUAAUUUUCUAUGUGGUGUUUGUCUAUGUUCAUAAAUAUAGAAUAUUUACAGAAUAUUAUAAGUGAGGCUUUCUUUUCUUGUGUUUGCACUUUACGAAAAUCUGUUUUUCACACUUUGAAUGUUGAUCGUGUCUCUUGUUCCAGAUACUGUUUUCGGUUCUUGUUUUUUGGUUGAAUAAAUAUUUAAAAAUCCGAUGGGAGUGUUUCAUUUGUAGUA